Dibothriocephalus latus is the source of this 327-nucleotide messenger RNA. Lineage: Eukaryota; Metazoa; Platyhelminthes; Cestoda; Diphyllobothriidea; Diphyllobothriidae. The record is from the annotation of a GenBank genome assembly.
AUGCAACUGCAGGAUCCGGAAGGGCUUCAGGAAGCCGAGGAGUCACCUUCGAUAACACCGAAAAAGAUAAAGAUUCCAGAAGUGUGCAAGGUUUGCACUUCUGUCGAGGCUAAGUACACAUGCCCCCGCUGUGCCCUAAAAACCUGCUCCCUUGAAUGCUGUCUUCGCCAUAAGAAAGAAGCUGGAUGCUCUGGAAAGCGUAAUUUGGCUGCGUUUGUAUCACGGAAGGACUAUGAUUAUUUCAACUUCUUGUCGGAUUAUCGUCUCCUUGAAGCAGUAGAUCGCGAUAACGAAACAAGGGAAAAACAGUUGUCUGAGGUGAGGUGA